ACGUCAAUGCUUGAACGAAUAAAAAAUCAAGCAUUUCCAUAAUGGACGCUCUCGCUCGUUAUACCAUCGGGAUCCAAGGUGCAACACGCGUGUUCGUUCCGUCGAUCGAUGACUCGGAUUGGAAUUGCAUUCGUGAUUAAACGAGCGCGUUGAUCAUCGAUCAUAGAAACGAUUCGUUCGAUUCGAGAGAAGAAGAGAAGGGAAAUAAUAAUACACGUUCGAGAACGAAAAUCAAUAAUGUAACAAGAAGAUUUGUUUCAAUUGUUCAUCGAUAAUUCCACCAGUCAUACUGAUUAAAGACACAAAACGUUAUAUUUUCAUCGAAUCGAAUUAAAAGAAAUCGUGAAUCGUUCCAAUAUUGAAGAUCGAUCGAAGAUAAAUCGAAGAAAGGGAGCGAGAGAGGGGAAGAGAAAAAAAUAUUCCAACGAUAUCGAGUCGGGGGUAAAUUGGUCAAGUGAUAUUUUAAUAAGAGGAGAAUAUACCCCGUAAAUCGAUUAAGAUCCCCUUGAUUUUUUCCCCCUUUCUUCCGACUAACCUGUAAAUUAUAGGUUGCAAGUGCCGGCUCGAGCAACACUCCUAUCGCGCUCGAAUCGCUCAGACAGCGUGAAAUUUAUGUGAAUAAAAAAAAAAGAUACACGCGGCGGCGGCUAGCAUAAUAUAUAUAUAUAGAGGGGCACGUGUGAAAGAGAAAGAGAUGUUUUCCAGCUUUUGCUGAUUACACGAGCAUCGGGGAAAUUUGUGCCAGCAAAAAUCCGCGCGACAUGCCGGGUACGUGUUGGUUUAAUGGCGCUGCUGCGCGUCAGAAGAGCGAUUAGCUUACCGCGAUGGAGACGUGCUAGAUAUUUUUGACCAGAUAAACGAUUUCUCUCUUUCCCUCCCUCCCCGAUGAGAUUUGCCUUCGCGACUGGUUUCUCUCUUACUCGGUUGUGGCAAAAAAAAAGUCGAAUCGUGGAUGAAAUCUAUUCGCCAUUUUUUCCUCCGCUUAUUAAUUAAUUUCUCGAUCGUCGGUGUCAGAUUAAACGUUUUGAAACGCCUACCGCUAUUAAUCGAAUCGAAUUUUUCUUUUCUCUCUCUUUUAUACGGUUUUGAAUAUUUGAUAUUAGAGAGAAAAUUGAACGGUUUAAUUGUGCGGUGUGAUCUUUGAGAAAGUAGGGAAUCGGAGAAUAUUUCGCCGAGAGAUUUCGAAGAUUUUCUUAUUAUAUUCGAAUUUUAUUAAUUUUAUCAUAAGUUUGUUGAAAUCGAAGGUGUAAUGAUUACAAGAUAUUUUUACGUGUCAAACUCACUCUUUUUUUUCAACUAUUGUAGAUAAAAAAAAAUGUCAAAGUCUCAUUAUUUUAUCCAAUUUUUAUCCCCUCUUCUCCUAUAAUAAUCGUUGAACAAACCCAAGUUGGGUCAAGAUUUUUCAAAUCCGGAUAUACUUUACUAGGUCGAUCCCUUUCGAUUCGGUUGAAUUGGCCACAGUGCACGUAUUCGAGCCGCGAAUUCCCAGACUUUCCAAAGCUGGAAAUGUCAGGAGGCUGUGAAACGUUUGCUGCCAGCGGCGACCUUUGUCGCGUCUCGCCUCGCGGAUACGUCUCUGCCAGAGAUAAUUGCUCGCUUGAUCCGCUUGCCUCCUGUCUACGUGGCGAGACACGAAAUCGAUCGAGCACGUUUCCGCUAUUUUCAGUAUUUUAUGGGGAGGACUAAUCUUUCGAAAAUUUUGAUCGAAGGAAGAGUGGCAUCGCCUCUUAACCACGAAUAUGUAAUUUUUCUCGAUAGCUAGAUCGAUCGAAACUUGGUCGGAUUGUAAAUAUUUUUGGAAGAAGGGAUGGGAAGAAAAUCGGAAUUUAAAUGGUAACUGAAAAACUUUCCAAGAUGUAUGAUUUCGCUUCGAAACUAGGAGCGUAGGAAAGAAAUAGAUGGGAAAAGGAAAAAGGAAAGAAAAGAAAAGAAAAGGAUCAGACGGGUGGCAUUCCAUUUCGAUUACCUUGGCACAGAUCCUUUCUUCUUUCCUCGCCAGACUGUCGUAUCGCAUUAAAUUUUGCUCGGUGCAUGAACUCGCUUGUGCAUAAAUAAAAACCGCACGAGAUGUUAUUUAAGGUCAGUAACUCGUUCGUUCGAAUCUAAUGCCUUCUCUCGUGACAGGGAAAAAUCCUGAUUCUUCUUUCUAUAAAUUUAAAAUUUUCUCGAGAAAUUUGGGAUAAUACAAAUCUCUCAAUCUCUCUCACAAUUCGUACAAUUAUCGUACGAUUGACCUCGAGAACAUACAAUAUCUUCCUCGCUAUAUCAAUUAUAACACUUAUCUUCCAUAAGCAAUCUCAUGCUAUCCCCAAAAGCAAAAUUUGCAUUUCCCGCAAAGACAAUGUCCGUGCCUCUCCAUAGAACACUUUCGUGCGUUGCAAUUAACCCGGCAAAUACUCGGCGUCAUUAAACCAAGUCAAACCUUCUCCGCACAAGAAACUUCUCACUUCCUCUACGAUCAGCUCUCGCGGCAACUUUGCCCGAGCGAAACUUCUCAAUAUCCGACAAACUCCUCGGCCGAAAUUUCCAGCAAACGUGGAAAUUUUGGCCCUGUGCAUCGGGCGAGAUGGCAAAAGGACACAGCCUUGCUCUUGCAUAUGCAAUAAUUCAAUCGAGGCGUCGUUACUUCAUCGAAGGAUCGAAAGUCCACUCUCGAAGGGAACAGUUUGACCCGUUUCUCAAACUAUAUCGGGAGAAGCCUUAUCCUCCUUUAGCGAGGAAGAAGCUUUCCAGCUUUUGAAGCUCUCCAUAUCAUUUUCAGAGGAUAUUACUUGUAACUCGUAAGGGAAAUGGAGGCCUUGGAAUAACGACGAUUGCUUCAUUUGGAUAAAAAUCCUCCUUAUCUUUUUUAAUGUCCAAAAUUAAAAUCCCACGAUCCUCGCCCUUUCUCGAAGGGCCCCGCCUUCACCCAGCAGAGAAGUCACCUGAACAGCGAAAGUCAAUACACCACUUGUUUAAUAUCGCGAAAGAUGUUCGCGAGACAGGUCUGGGAAACGAUGGCUCCACCCCUUUCGCGCCCCCUCCCCCGCGAACCCCGACCCCGGCGGCGUCGAUAAUUACGAAAUGCACGGCACAGGUUGCGGCCGGCCUCGCAGCCGCCUCGCUCCAGAUCCAAAUUUCUGGCGGGGCGAGGUCAUUGCACCCGCAGCGACGACGAGAGCGAAUUCGAGAGAUCGAGGGGGGUUCCUCCCGGCGCGGAGGUUGUUGCGGGGGAGGAGGAGGAGGAGGGGGAAGGGUGGCGGUAGCAGGCAGGCAGAGGGAGGGAGAGAGGGAGAGGUUGAUGCCCGGGUUUACUUCCUAGUCUGCCGGUUCCCUGUAUCGACCGGAUAGCGUCCCGACGUCUAUAGCGUUUGCCCGACUCCUCGGCCCUCUGCCCCGUCCUCUGCUAUAUAAACUCUCUGCUCUCUUUUCUUCUUUCCACGGUUGCGGCAACCGCGUCUGCAUCCGUCUGGUAGGGGUGGGAGGAGAGGAGGGGCGCAUCCCCGUCUGGCGUCUCUGGAAAAACCGUAGGUCAGUGCUGGACCGUCUGCAAAAUCGUGUCGGGUUAAGGGGGGGAGUGGUGGUGGGAGCGUUGAACGAUGCAGCAUCUCUCUCCCCGAGAUGCUCGAUUUUUCGAAGUUUUCUUCUUCUGUUUCUUGAAGUUUAAUUGAUUAAUUAAUUUCCACGGGGAAUGAUGAAUCGAAUUUGGAAAGAGUUUGUUGGACAAGGAUCGAUGAAUAGGAUAAGUACGAUCGAGUUGAACGAUCUGUCUCUCUUUUUAUAUAUAUAUUUUUUAAGAAAGAUUAUAAUGAAACGCAUUCUUUAAGAUACUCUCUCGAAAAGUUCUACAAAAACAACAAUCGUUCCGUUCUUUUCUUAGCGACGUCGAUCAUCGAUCCUGCGACAACUACGGAGAAACUCGAUUACGAAGAUUGACGUUCACCGGCAGCAACUUUCCAAGAAUUCCAGGCACGUUAAGAGGCAGAAAUACCGACAUAUUGAAACGGGUUAAAUGAUAAUCAGAGACCGUGGGAGUGGUAGUUCCUCGAGGGUGCGCCGGUUGUUGUACUCUCAAAGAGACGACUGACCGCAGUCGACAUUUUGGCUAAUUUUUUUCUUUUUUUUUUUUACUGGGUUAACCACAUUGUUGCGGUCAUCCAGUACUGUUUUUUUUGGUAAAUUAUCGUAUUGCCGGUAGUGUUGCACGCAGAUUCAGAAUUAGAAUCGAUUUUUGAAUUUAUUUUAAAAAAUACGAUACGAUUCGAGUUUUCUUCAUAAAUUAAAAUCUUUUCGAUUAUAUUAAAAAUCGUGUAAUGUUUUGUCUUAUUUGAAUUAAUCUUAUAAAUCGAGAUAUUUAUUUUAUAUUCAAUUUUUAAUGGGUUUUCUAUUUCUUCUUUUUUUUUUUCUAUUCGCUUAUUUUCGUGUUUGAUUCGUUCAGAAAAAAAGUAAUCUUUUAAUCUUAAAAUAAGUGUAACAAUAUAUAUUGAAUUAUUUUUGUAAAAUUGAAGUUUCAAUUUUGUUACGUGAAAAAAUGUAGAAGGAAUCGAUAAGUGAGAAUAUUUAGAAACGACACGGAAUACUUCAAUUGAGUUCAAUUGUUUUUUGCAACUAAAAAUUAAGUUUUUUUUCUUCUGAUAAUUAGAGUAAAAUGUAUACUUAUUCUAUUUUUAAAUCAAACUAAUGUUCUUUGAAUAUUCUUAAUGCUGAAGUAGAUGGUAAAGAAAUGUUCUGUGACAUUUUCAUAAAUUGUAACUCUCAACUUGGAUCUUAUAAAAAAUAUAUGGUAUAUUUUACGGCUAAUUAAGAGAGAAAAAAAUAAGCGCAACUCUUUACAACGUAGGAUAUUUUAUUUAGGUUAAUUAUCAAGAUGUAAAUGGAAAUGUAUUAUGUUUCUCCCAGAUCUUUGAUGAAUUAGGAUGGAAUGUGUAUAAUGCUUUAUGACGUUGCAUGAUGUGUCGUAACCCUGUAUUUCCACAUUUUUAGUUAUCAAUCUGAUUAGAAAAUAUGUGUAUAAUGUGAUCCACUGUAAUGUUGAAGAAUAUUGUAAAUGGGUCAAUGUAGAUGAAUAAUUUAUAUGAUAUAUUGCUAUGUUUAUAACUAUGUUGAUGAUUCUUUUAAUUGCAUAAAAAUAUUAUAAAUAAAAAAAAAUUAAUAUUACUUUAAAUUUAUUUCUGUUGUGUAAAGGUUAUCAUAUAUGUGUGAAUAUAUGUUAUAUUAUUCAAUCUGUAAUUAUAAUUCAUAAUUUAUAUAAUACAGUAUUAUAAUACUAAAAAUUGUAAUAUUCACACUUUUUAAAAAGAAAUUAAAAAAUAUUUUUAGAAAUAAGAAUUUUGAAUUAAAAAGCGACUUAAACGCCCUCACUUCGACGCGACAUUCUUUAUAACGUUAACCUGUUGAUUAAGAAGAAUGUGUUUGUUCGUAUUAUGUGGAUUAUUUACAAUUUUGUUAUAAUUUGUGUUGUGCCAGUGAUUUUUCUUUUUAUGUAGACACAAAUGUACAUUAAUCUCAUAUCAUUUUUCACAAUUUCAACUUGUCAACUUGUAAAGAUAAACUCAUUACGUUUGUCAUGAUUUUAGUUGUCCUUUUUAGGUUAUAGUCACCUUUGCUACGCUUAAAAUUGAUCUAAUGAAAAUAUAUUCUCUUGUCUAAUUUCGUCUAAAGAAGAUUAAUUUUUAUAAAAUCUUCAUAUUAUUUUAUUAAUAGAAUCAUUUCUUAACCAAAAAUUUAUUACAAAAAUUGAAAUUUAUUAUUAGAUAAAUGUAAAUAUAACACAAUGUAUUCUGAAUAUAAAUACAAUGAUGAACAGGAGAUUUAAUUGAAUCAUUUUAAAUAGGAGAUUCUUAAAUAAACAAUUCAUACAUACAAGAUACAUAUUAAUAAUUCAUAAGUUAAUUUAUCUCUCUUAGUUAUAGAAGAUUACAUGUUGCAAUCAUGCUUUCGUCAAUUCUUUUCUUUUGAUCAGUAUCAGUUCUCGAUUAUAAACGAAUAUUUUUUCAUAUAAUCUAACUUCAUGCAAUCGAUACACGAUCUCGCGAUGACACAAAAUCGAUACAAGAUAGUUUCGUGCCAUUGAAAGAUUACAUAGCAUUGUUGAUUUUCGUUGUUGAGGAAUUAUACGAAAUUCGCGAUUCAUUAUAGAUUAUAAUAUAUAUAUAGGUUAUAAAACUACGAAACAUCUCGACAUUUCUCAUAUUUGAAAGCGGUGCCGCGGUGCAACGAACAAUUACGUAACAUGGCAGCCAAGCAAGUGGAGUUGGCAAUCCUGUUCUCUUUUGAGACGCGCCCACCUUCUGUAUUUACAUAUAUUUACAUGUUAAUAUGUAGGGUGCAUCGGAUAGCGUUACAACCUCGAGCGAUUCAUUUCUUAGUCGUGUUAACAAAUCGAAAAGUGAUUCAAGAAAAUGCGAGAAGCUGAGGUCAUAUUGUAUGAAUGAAUUGUGAUAAUGUGAAUAUUACAGUGUUUGCCAUGUUAUAUGUUCCAUCAUGUUGUCGUACAUAAGAAAAGUGUUUUAAAAUUUUUCUUUCUUUCUUUUAUAUUCAAUUAUCGAUUAAUUAUCGUAUUAAUACUUUAAUUGCGAAUUAUAGGUGAUAAAUUCUUGUUGUUAAUAGUUUAAUGUUAUACAAGUAGAUUAAAAGAAAUAGAUUAUAGUGAAAAAAUACAAACUAACCUAUACAAAAAAUUUUUCAUUAGUGUUUGUUAUAAAAUAAUAAUCAUAAAAACCAAAUAUUUGACGUGCAGAAAAGAAUGCAUAUUUUUAAGUAAUAAUUAUUAAAUAGGAAUUUAGAAUUAGAUUUAAAUUUCAUAUUAAAGUUAUUCGGAAAAUGUAUCUAAACGUUCGAAGUAUAAUAAGCGAGGAGUGGGAGAGAGCUGAAUUCCGGCAGUUGUGCGUAGCAAGUCGUUCUGUUUACAUCGAUUAUUGCGUCGCUUCGAUUUCCUACGUAAAAGUAAGAUCCAUGUACCAUCGUUUCACAAAUUCUCCCAAACCUCGAAGCUAUUUAUUAAACGCUGGAUCGGAAACACUCGACAUGUUCAAGAGUGGAAAGCUCAGCGUUGCAGUUGGUGUACCCGCUGGAUUCUCGUCCGGUGCAGCUAAUCUUCCGGGGGUUGCAGGUGGUCAAGGAGAAACGAUCCCUCCUCCGGGAUGUCUCGGGCGUUGUUAAACCCGGCGAGCUUUUGGCCGUCAUGGGCCCCUCAGGUUGCGGCAAAACGACGUUAUUGAACUGCCUGUCAGGCCGCGUGGGCUUGGACGGGGGUGAAAUCUGGCUGAAUCGUGAAAGGUUGACAAAAAGAUGGCGCAGAAGAAUCUGUUACGUGCAACAGCAGGACGUUUUCUUUCCCGAUCUCACGUUACGACAGACACUCGAGUACCAGGCGAGGCUCAGACUUCCGGACACGUUCUCGCACUCACAGAAGAUGCAGUGCGUGGAUCAUAUCAUCGAGGUCCUCGACCUCGCCACCUGCCAAGACACCAUUAUCGGAGAUUACACGAAACGAGGACUCUCCGGUGGCGAGAAGAAAAGGACGAGCAUAGCCUGCGAGUUGCUUACCAAUCCUUCGCUUAUGUUGCUCGACGAACCAACGAGCGGGUUGGACUCCCAUUCGGCACAGGCGUUGAUUUCACGGCUGAAGAAAUACGCGGAACAAGAGGGGAAGAGCAUAGUGAUAACAGUGCAUCAACCCAGCUCGAGGAUGUUCCACAGUUUCAGCAAGAUCCUGCUGCUGAGCCGUGGCCAAGUCGCGUAUUACGGCCUCACGGCAAAUAUCGGCAGGUUUUUCUCCACGAUAGGACUCACCCUGCUCCCCCACUACAACCCCGCUGAUUUUAUACUGGAGCAAAUAAAGGGGCCAGAAGAGGUUCGGGAGCGCAUCGUUGCAGCGGCGAGGAACGCGAGACAGGGACCUGACUGCCCGCCGGAACUUCGCCCGGACUACAAUCCAAGCCAACAUCCGCUCUGCGACCAUCUGAUCCAUUAUCACGAGCACCACAUAAGCCACAACGUGAAAGAGGACGAAGGUCGCACGCUGUGGUUAGACACGCAAAGCCAUGCCAGCAGCAGCGCCAGUUCUGCGGACGAUGACUAUACCUGGCAGUGGCCCACCAGUUUCUGGUCGCAAUUCAAAGUAUUAUCAGAAAGAAACUUUCAAGAGGCACGGCCUCGGAUGCUGUCUCGUCUCAACUGGCUUCAAACGAUAGCUCUCGGCCUGCUUGCUGGACUGUUGUGGCUAAGACUUCCCAGAACCGAAGCGGCACUUCACGACAUCCAAGGAUGGAUGUUCUUCAGCACCACGUACUGGAUGCUGUUCGCACACUUCGGCGCACUCUCCAGUUUUCCUCCGGAACGCGAGGUGAUCAACAAGGAGCGGCUUUCAGGAUCGUAUCGGCUCUCGGCCUAUUACUUGGCGAAAAUGGUCGGCGAGUUGCCGCUUACGAUCACGUUGCCCGCUGUCUACCAUAUCAUCAGUUACCCGAUGUUGGGCUUCCACAGUCCGGCAGUUUUUGUCACCCUGCUGGCGUUUCUCUUACUCAACACCAUCGUCGCACAGAGCGUGGGAUUCUUCGUUGGGGCAUGCUGUUUGGACCUGCAGGUUAGCAUAACAGCGUCCGCGCUUUACACUCUCGCCACGCAAUUGCUCGGCGGUUAUUUGGCGACAGCUGUCCCACCGUGGUUGGCAUGGGCAAGAUACGCGAGUAUGGUGCACUACGCCUAUCAGAACAUGCAAAUCCUGGAAUUCGGCGUUGGCGAACCGAUCACAUGCUCGCAGCCAAGCAAGUUCCAGGAAUGCAGGAACGCCACGACGAUACCUGUUUCGGCGAUCCUCGAGAGCCAGGGAGGCGCAAGGGGUUCCGGUCUUCCACUCUGGGCGAACACGGCCGUCCUCCUGGCGUUCCUCGUCAUAUUCCGCACCCUGGGCUACCUGGUGUUGCGCUACUAUCGCGUGCCCAAGUGAAACGGCGCGCGAUGAGAACCGCCUUUCCACUGCCGCCACGAUCCACCGUACGAUACUGGUGGAUCGGCCGCGAUCGACGGACGUCGUCACGGCCUCGCCGCGCUAACGGGAACCUCGUCAACGUCGUGAUUUCGUCGUCGAGCUUCCGUUUCACCCUUCGUUUCGUGUGCAUCGAUCGAGAUAUAUAUAUAUAUAUAUAUAUAGAGGCAGAGAGAGAGAGAGAGGGAGAGAGAGGGAGAGAGAGAGAGAGAGAGAGAAACUCGAAACCGAGAUAUUUAUUUUUCCAGGAUUGACACGCGGAAUUCGGGGGUGGUAAUGAAAAGAUAAUCCUAACAAACGUUAGUCGAGGCACCUUUUUCUUCUUCUUUUUUUUUCUUUUUUUGAUCAUCCACGAUUCGAUUCGAGAAGAGGGAGGGGGUGAAUUGAUGAAUAUCAUCGAAUCCAAUCUGGGGGUGUUUAAGGACAACCGUUCGAUCAAAGGAUUACACUCUUAUAUCUCGUCGAUAACGAAAACGGAGUCGCUAUUCUAUUUAUAUCCUCGCAUGCACGAGUGAAGGGGGAGGGGAGGGGAGGGGGGAGGGAGGAACGCGCGAAUUUCUUGGGAUGAAUUCUUGGAUUCGUCUUUUCACGACCACCUGGCUAAUAUACUCCACUCUUUGAUAUCUUAAUUACCGAGCUAGGACUACUACUAUUUUUUAUUAUAUAAUUGUACACCGCAUACAUCAUACACGCAGAAAUAUAGAAUAUAUACCUCAGACAGACAGGGAGAAAAGAAAAGAAGAAAGGAGAAAAGAAAAGAAAUCAGCGACCUAAGCGAAACGAGGGGUUAUAAACGAGAGCCGGAGGGGUUGACAAGGAGCGAGGAAUUUUGGGGAGUUUUUUGCGCUCGUUUCCGCUAGCGAUUGGCCAUGAGAGAGAGAGAGAGAGAGAGAGAGAGAGAGAGAGAGAGAGAGAGAGAGAGAGAGAGAGAGAGAGAAAGGGAGGAAAACUCGCGUCACCGAGAGACUUGGCGAUGACUAUAUAUAUAAGAUUGUACACGUAGAGAUUUUAUAUAUAUAUAUAGAUAGAUAAAUAGAUAGGUAGAUAGAGAUAUAUAUAUAUAUAUAUAUCACUCUGUCACGUGGAGUAAGAUGAACAUAAUGGCAUGGGAGAAUGCAUGGACGAGUGAGUGAACGAGGAGGGAGACUCUUUUCUUUUUAAUUUUUCUCGCGGAAACAAGGGUAUAUAUAUAUAAUACGAUAGAGCAAAGAUACACGUGUAUUUUGUGUUUUAAAGUGUGUACGUGUACAUGAUGAUACUCGUGAGUGAAUGGGAUCGAGCGUGCGUGGAAAUGAUGUGAGAGAGAGAGAGAGAGAGAGAGCUGUUUCUUUGUUCUUUUUCUCUCUUUUUUUUUUAAUUUUCUCAUUUUUUGGAAGAAUAAAAGAAAAAAAAAAUCGACCGAAAGAGAUCGCGAACAUAGAUCGAGACACAUUUUUACGACGACGAAUCUUUUCUUACCACGUGAUACUCUGAACCGAAGAAGACGAAGAUGAGAAGAAAUAUAAAAAAUAAAAUAAAGUGAGAAACUUCGAGGAGAGAGAAAUGAAAACCUCUAUAUACUAUAUAGUGUCGAAUUCACUUCAAUCUUCAGUGUGCAAACGCAAAGGCGUGAAAAGGUAUGAGGGGGGGAAAAAGGGGGGAGAAGAAUAAUAGGAAAAUAAGAAAAUAAGAAGAAACUUUUUUUAAUCGUUCUUAGCGACUAUCCACGUUUUACUUUCUACUUUUUAUUACCGCUGAAACAUGAUUCUACCUUGCUACCAAGACGAUAAUAUCUCACCCCUAGAUGGUAAGGUGGACGAGCUGCUGCUAAUUCUAUGGAUUAUGAUAAUUACAUCUUCUACCACUUAGUACUUUUUAUUAUUGGACGCUGUAAAAGCAGCGUUGAGGGAUUAUAUCGAGCGAGCGAGAGAGAGAGAGAGGGAGAGAGAGAGAGAGAGAGAGAGAGAGGGAGAGAGAGAGAGAGAGAAUGUGUGCUGGUACGUGAGAAAGAAAGAGACAGAGUCGACCGUUCAUAUACGCAUAUAUACAUAUACAUACAUACAUACAUAUAUAAACAUAGGCUGCCAAUUUUCGAUCGAUUUGUAGAAAGAGGAAAGCGAUAAAAAAACAAAAAGGAGGAGGAAGUGUGACGAGAAGGGCAUACGUGUGCAUAGCGAAAAUGGGGGGGGAAAAAAAAAAUUCUUUUCUUGGGAAAGAUAUUACGAGUUUGGACGAAUUUGUGAUGAAUUUUAAGGAGGAGAGGAGAAAUCAGAAGUUUUAUAGCGGUUAAUUGUUUGCGUUACACGCGUGCCGUGUAUAUAUUAGGCGAAUAUUAACGAAUAAAAAUAGUUCGAAAUAAAGAAAAAGAAGAAAAAAAAAAUGCUCGGAAAAAAUAUGGAAAUAAAUUAAAGUGAAUUAAAUUAAGAAUGUUGUUGGAAUCUGGCGUAGAUCUAUGUGAUGUUUUCUUUUUUUUUUUUUUUUUUUAAAAAAAAGCUUGACACGUUAUGGGGAUCCAAUUGAGACAUUUAAUCGAGCGGUGUAACAAAUUCAUUGGCUACUUUGUGUACAUAGAAAUUCUAUAUAUAUAUACACGUAUAUAUACGAAAAUUAUAUAUAAACUAUAAUAAUUAUUACUACUAUUAAUAUUACUUUUAUUAUUAUAACUAUCAUAAUUAUUAUUUUUAUUAUUAUUCUAAUUAUUAUUAUCGUAUAUGUACAUACGAACCACGGACUGAACGAGGAGGCACACGACGUUUUUCUUUUCUCUUUUUUUUUUCUUUUUCCUUUAAUCUUAUUCGUGCACCGACAGAACGGAGAGAAAAAACAAAGGAAAACGAUACGAUAAAAAAUAAAAACCAUGUAUGAUUUCCACUCAGAGAUUUUUUUUUACAAAACGAUCCAAAAAUCGAUAUCAUAUUCGAAUAAAAAAAAAAGAAAAGGAAGAGAGAGAGAGAGAGAGAGAGAGAGAGAGAGAGAGAGAGAGAGAGAGAGAGAGAGAGAGAGAGAGAGAGAAGUGUAAUUGUAACUCUAUAGUUAAAAGGAGAUGAAUCGAGAUUGAAAAUCUUUUCUUUCCCAAAAGUAAAAACUCACGUUCAUACACACACACAAACACACACACACACACACACAGUAGAGAAUACCUACAGAAAUCUGUGGAGAGCCAAUGUUCGUUAAAUAAUAGGACAAUUGAAAAAAUAUAGUUAGAAUGAUUGACGCGAGGAUCGAUCGAGAGGAAACGCUGUGUGUCUUUCUUAGUCGGCCAAACGAGUUACGUUUCGAUUAUGUGCGACGAACCGGACGACUCGGCGAACCGUUUGCACGUUUUUAUCAUUUUACCUUUCCCAUCCGAAUUGGAACGAAUUUUGGGAAACCAUCGCGCGACCAACGAUCUUGCAUAUCCUCGCUCGAUCCCGCCACCGUGAAGAAACUGUCGCAUCGUGAGAAAUUAAAAUAGAACAAAUCUAUAGGAAAUGAAUCGGAAGAAAGAACAGGCGAAAGGUGGCGAAGAUCGAACGAUCCUCGACUCGCGGGGUCGCGCAAUGGGAUUCGUCCGGCGCACGCACAAACGCAAUAUAUCCACCAAGUGUUCAAGUUGGUUCAAGUGUUCGACCGACAGAGGGUGGGUGGGUGGGUGGAUGGAACGAAGGUUGACGAAAAAAAAAAUAGGCUUCAAAAGGAAGGGAUCGGAAGAUAGGGGGGACAAAUAACACGGGGCAGGGGGGAAGGUGAAGCAAAGAGACGUUUUUUUAAAAACAAAGAUUUGGCUGUGUCAAUGUCUCUAAUCGAUUUUAUCCAAUCUUAACGCUUUCUUUUUUCUACUUAAACCGAUUUUUCUUUUUUCUUUUUUCUUUCGUUUAGAUCGGAGAGAUUACGGGGGAGAGUGAAUGGAGGAGGAUGAGGGGGAGAAUGAGAGUGAAAGAGGGGGAGAGAAUGAAGGUGUAAAAGUGUCGAGAAAGCUGUGGAGAGAGUGCGAGGAAAAAGAGAGAAAGGAAGAGCUGCGCACACCGGUUAGGAAAAGAGUGGAAGGAUCCGUUCAACGUUCGAAAGUCGUUCACCAGAACGAUUCGCUAGUUUUUUUUUUUUUUUGCGCGGUCGCACCCACGGUUUUCUUCUUUCCCAACGCUUUUUAUCAUUGUUCGUUACGAUUUUACCGAGAAUUUAUUUUCAAUUUCAUCCAUCGCUUUGUAUCCGGUUAGUUAGUCUUUUCUAAACGGAAAGAAACCUUUUCGAGGGGAAAAGAAAAUGUCCCUCUGAGAUUUAUUUUUCCAAUUAUUUGAGACAGAUGAAAAAAGGAAAAAAUAUCCCAAUAUCAUCGUGCACGUAAGCGAGCAAUGAUACACUCCAAUAUAAUCUUGUAGAAUCAAGAUACAAAUUGUGUUGGAAAAUUGUAUUUCUCUCGAUUCAGAGAAUCUAAUGUAAUUUUUUGUAAUAAAACGUCUUUCUAGAUAUAUCUACAUUAAAUCGAUAUCAAUAUCAAAAUGAUGCAAUAAAUUAUAUACAAUAAUUCCGCGCAAAUAUAUAUAUGCAUAAUAAAAUUCAUCGAAACUUCUCCGAUACAACCGAUUUCUGCGUUCAUUCGAACUUUAUUCUUCAAGGAGAUAUAUAUAUAAAAAUCGGACGGCAAAACAAGCAUUCGGGCAAUCGUGAGAAACGUUGGAAAGAAGGAAACUAAGGCAAAAAAAAAGAAAGAAAAUCUUCGAGGGAAAAUUCAUCGCAAGAAAAACACUUUUUCCCUCGCAUCCUCGUGAAUCGUCCUCGACUUUUUACUCGCCAUUGUUACCGAGCGAGCGAGCGAGCGAAUAAAACGGGACACGCCGUUUUCUCUUCCGCCUGUUUGAAGAGAAAAGAAAAACCUUUUCCUAGGAGAGAAGAUGAUUUCCCUUCUCGCCCGAUGGAACAAACGUUCUUUUCUAUUCCGUUCCAUUUGACCGUUUACUCGAUCGUCCGUACCGACGCUGCUUUCUCUACUUCGGUCAGUAGUAAAACGACUCUUUCGUGGACGGGUUAUUCUAGGACGUGGAGAGAUCGCGGCCUCAGAAUGUGGGCGAAGAAAGAGGAAUAAGAUGGAGAGUGCACAGUACUUUCUACCGUUUCUGUUUUUUUCUUUCUUUCGCCUUCGAUUCCGGCGAAGAAUAAGAUAGGGGAGGGGAUACAGACGAGAGGAAGGGAGAGGAAUGUUCUCAAAAUUUUGAUACUCGUAUUAUAUAUAUAUAUAUACACAUACACACAUAGAUACACAGCGUCCCGAAAUUUGUAUACGUUUACAACAAAGUAACCCCCUUUUUGCGGUGGAAAAGCAAAAUACUUGUUGAACGAUCGACGCGGAAAUAUACGUUUGGAAAAAGACACCGUUCUAGUGAUUUUCUUAAACUGUCAAAGGAUAUCGCGAAGAUUUUACUUGUUAAACGAAACCUUAAGCCUGGAUGUCUUCGUCGAUCGAUUUAUGUUGAUUAUAUUAAUUAAUUUAAUUUAAACCACGGAUAAAAUAUCGAACGAAAAUUCACUCAAACCCGUUAUUUGAUUCAAGAUCGUCAAUUGUCCGUGGAAAAGGAUUUGUUUGUUCGAUUUUGUUGAUAACUUUUUCAACGAACGAAUGAAAUCGCUUCGCUAUUCACAAGAACGACGAACGAUCUUUAAAAAAAAAAAAAUCGUCGAAAGGAUGGUGUCUUUUUGUAAAUAAUUAAAACCGAAAAUAAAUAAUUCUCACGCGAAUCGUCGUUUUUUCCACCAUUUUCCUAGACUGUUAAUAAUAAAAACUAUCGUGUCGAGAGAUAUACAAAUCAGUCUUUCAGAAUCAGAAUCGAGAACGAAAUUCUUGAUACUUGAUACACUCACAUUCCUUCUGAUAUUUAUAAUCCAUUUUGAAUCCGAGAGGAACAAGAGACGCGGAGAGGGCCGACACUUUUUAUAAUAUCUAUACAUCUUUCGAAGGGAAACGAUAAACCGAUCGUCGAAACAAUUUCCCGUGAAAACUCGUUAGACGAUUUAUAGUUCGAUUCAUUCGCGAUCCUCGGGUUCGGGGAAUUAUACACGCGCUAAUGCUUUUUGCACUAAAGAAAGAAAGAAAAAAAAAAGAAAAAAAAAAAAAGAACUACAAUAAGACUGAAAGAAAAACUUUUUAUACUACAUGUUGAAUGUGAACCAAUUACCAACACCGCCUACGAGGGACCGGGAGAGGGGGGGGAAGGUUUUUUCGUGUUUAUAAUCUCGCGUUUUUGCACCCUUUGCAAGAUCCUGUACUGACUGUGUAAUUAUCUCGAAUAUGACACUUGCCCCCCCCUUUCGUUAAAAUAUUCCAUCCAUCAGGGUUUCAAAAAUAACUUACAUUAUGAAAUAUCUUUACUUCAUCUCGUUCGUUCACGUCCUUCUUGUCGAACGACGCAACAGAGUCGAAGAAAAUCUACACGAAUCUGUAUUUACGAGACUUUUUCGACUUUUCGUUAAAGGACGGGUAGAAAUUUGAAAAAAAAAAAAAAAAGGAAAAUUGGAGAGGAUAUUUUAAUCAAGAAAGGAUGGAAUAACUAACACCGCCUCCCUCGAGACACGAGGGAUUCGUAAUAGAAUUAACACAGCCAAACUCUCUCCCGACGAUAUUUUUCACGUUUCUCCUAGCCCUGGCUUCUUCUUCGAAAUCACGAGUGAACGGAAUGGUCGAUGAUGAUACGGAACGGAACGGAGAGGAAUUUCGAAAAGGGGAGGAUUUUAAAAAUGCGCGAAACUUAACUUUCAUCCACGUCGAGGAAGAAGAGAAGAAUACUUUUUGAGAAAUCGUUAUUAUAUCGUUCGUUUCGAUAUCAAAAAUUAACCAACGCCAAUUGAAGAUGAAGAAAAUUUUCAUCUUCAACAGAUCUAUACCAAUUCUCAUUGUAUUCUUGUAUUCCAAUAAUUCCUCACAAAUCGACGAAAGCACGCACAAGAUAUAUCUACAAAAAAAAAAAGAAAAAUAUUAAAACGAAAGGAGGAUAAUAUAUCCAACGUAUCCUCGAGCUGAUUUCGCAAUAGAGAGGCGGCGUCUCCCCUUUUCCACGCGUCUCGCGGAAGAAAAAACAGGGGGUGGAGGGAGGGGUGGCGAGGAUGGAGAUCUCGAGGGCGACGAGACGUGAUAUAACGCGUGAAUGUUUCGCUUUACAAAAAUAGUGCCUUUUUUUUACAAAGACUCUGUUGUUUGUGCCAAGUCGAGUUCAAGGGAUGCGAAUAAUGCGUGUACACUCACACGCACAGGCACGUUUUACACGCGUAUACGAGAGAGGGGAGCGAGCCGGAGAGGGAAGGUGUAGAUUUGGAGAGAAAGGAAGGAAAGGAUAGAAGGGAGAACUCGAAAAAAAGAAAAUAAGAUGAAGAGACUGACGAGUGGAGGGUGAAACGGCGAGAAGGAAGGAUUGAAAGCGUUUCGGGAUCGUCUGGAGCGAGACGUUUAUUUGUAUAGAGAAUGGUUCGACACGCGGACUCGAUACGAAUUUCUUUCAAAUUUUAAAUUUAGAAACUUUCUAAACUUUUUAAACGCGUGUUUCCAAAAAAAAAAGGAAAAGGUUUAUUUGGAUUAAAGAGGGAGAGGCACGAUGGACAUGGAGGAUGUAAUUAGAGACGAUGUAACGUAGUGCUUUAAGUGUGAAUUAAGAAGAGAGCAUGUGUUAUAAUAAAUAACGUGUCCUCAUAUAAUAUAUUAUCCUUCGAGCCGAGCGUUUCGACGAACGAAAUCGUUGUUUCAACCCCCUGCUUCGAUGCACCUACCUCUGAUCGAAGUUUUAUAACUUUUAGAAGCACUUCUAUUGCUCGUGCACGACGCGAGGAUCUCGACAAACAACAAAGGGAAGGAAGGAAAAGAAAGGAGGGAGAAAUUAAAAAAAAUAGAGAGAGAAAAACUAGAGAGAAGAUGCGUCUAUGAAUCGAUGAACAUCAUUCGCGCGUACAAUAUGCCAGUGACAGCAGCAACAGGAAAGGAAAGGAAUAAAAUGCAUGUACAAACACACAGCAGCAUGCCAUUGAAGGAGAGAAGAGCGAAAGAGGGCGUUUCUUAUUGAAGAGAAGAAAUUGAACUAUUUAUGAAUGAAAAGAAUGUAUGUGUAUGUGUGUGUGUGAGAGAGAGAAAGAAAAAGAGAGAAGGAACAAGCACCGUGGGACUAACAAAAAAUAAAAAAAGAAAAAAAAUAAAAAAUGCCAAAAAGUGUUCCACUAAUUAAUGCCGCCGUGGAUCCCCAAAUUAUUAUUAUUAAAAGCAAAGAAAAAAAAAGGAAAAAAAAAUAACAGAGAGAAAUAAACCGAAUGAAAAAUUACAAAUAAUAAUCGAGUAUGAAUGUGUGCUAAAGAAGAAGAGAAAGAAAGAAAGAAAUCAAUCAUGAAAUAAAAAAGAAGUUAUAUUAUAUAACUUUAUAUAUAUAUAUAUACGCAUAUUAUAUCCGUAUAUAUAAGUAUAUACAUAUGUUUGUACAUGUAUAUACGUUAUAUAUACACACACAUGCGAAUGAAGAGCACACGAACACGCGCUAUAAUGUCAAUCGUUCGCACAUUGAUUAUCACUUGCACUUUAUAGAGCAGUACAUCCAUGCACGCAUGUACAUAUUAUUAUACACAUACGUAUACCGCAUAGACAUAUUCACUCUGUUGCAUCGUCAUCCAUUCGAUCUAUCAAUCUUCGUGAGGAGAAAAAAAAAAGAAAAAAAGAAAAAAAAAGAAGAAAGAAAAGAUAAGAAAAGAAAAAAAUAUUUCGAGACUGCGAAUUGUACAUAGCAUCAUGAAAUCGUACGGGAUAUAUACAUAUAUAUUAUUAUAUAUGUACAUUAAUACCAUUUUACCCUAUCAUUAUUACAAUUAUUAUUAUUAUUAUUAUUAUUAUUAUCAUUAUUAUUACUAUGAAAUGAUAUUAAUUAAUUAAUAGUAUUAUACCUGUUAUCCCGAUCAAAGGAUAGACCUACACCUAUAAUAUUCCUUCCACCCCCCUCCGCGCCUCAAUUUUAGGAGGAAAUUAAAGAUCGUUAUAUAUAUAUAUAUAUAUAAAUAUACAUAUAUACGAAAAGAGAGAGACAGAGUGAGUGAAUGAAUGAAUGAGUGAGUGAGUGAGUAAGUGAAAAAAAGAGAAAGAGUUACACGUUUUGAUUUUACGGAUAAUCGUUAAAUAAUCGUAAUUGAUAAUAAACUAUAAGAACUAUUAUUAUUAAUUAUUAAUAUUAUUAUUAUUAUAAUUAUUAUAUUAUAUCAUAUCGCAUUAUUAUUAAUAAUAUUAUUACCGUCAGCAUCGUCGUUCUCACGGUCCUUUAUCGAUCCUCAUCGUCGCGAGAUCAACAUCAUUAUCAUCGUUUAACGCCGGUUUCUUUCGUUUUUCUUAUCUCUUGCUCGUCAUUUCCUUUUUUCUUUUUCCUUCCUUCUCUUUCUCACGAAUUUCAUCAAGAUUUCUCUCGAUAUUAUUAUUCUCUUGGAAAUUUCUUGAAAUUCCUAACGUCGUAAAAAGAAAUCGCCUUCUUUCUUCCUUCAUAUCCGCUUCUUCGUCGCAGAUGCGAUUUCUUCUCGUUGCCGAAGAUUGAUCUCAAUUGAAGAAAGAAAGAUUCGAGAAUGGAUAUUAAAAAAAAAAACGAUGCUUCGCAUUGAACAAAAUUCCUUUCUUGCGAAUCGAACGAUCCCAAAAUCGGUUCCGAGAACUGACAUUGUUUCGCCUCUUUAUUCAAGAUGGCCGAUCGUGUGGCGGGCGUUGAACAUACGUAUAACGAUUUCUUCCACCUGUUUUUCAUUUUUCUAGAAGGAUUUCAAGAAUCGUGGAAGGGAUCUUUGCACGAUUGAUUCUCAUCUUUCGGGGAGAAGAAAUAAAAUCAACGUCUCCUUUCGAUUUAUAAAUAUCUCUUCUUCCCUUACGACGAGGACUACUCCUUACGCGUGUCACGCGUAACGCCAUCUUCGAUAAACGAAAAAAAAAAUCCUCGAUUUUACGAGCAUCUCCUCUAAAUUAAAUCGAUUGAAAAUAAAAAAAAAGAAAAAUAUUCGAAAUUUCGAGGAAUCGACUAAGAAGAAAAUUGUUCCCUUUGAAGGUAAAGUUUUGCGAGAGUUUAAUAUAAAUAAUGGAGACGUCGAUCUAGAUUAUCGAUGAUCUCCGAUGCCCAUUUAGGGCGUGAGAAGAAGCACCGAAUAUCCUGUUAUCGCCUUCAUAUUUCCCUCCCCCCUCACCCGUUCUUUCGAGGCGUGUGCGUGUGCGUGUGCGCUCGGUGAGAGUUGAUGCGCGUGCGAGCGUAUGCGAUAUAUCGACAGUUGAAUCGAAUAAAUCGAUUUCGAUUAGCGUACAAUUUCUUCCUACAUUCUCUGUCUUUCUCCUCCUUAAGUAAAUCGAGUAACUAUUUUUGCAAGAUUUCUUUCUUUUUUUUUUCUUUGACGUUGCGCAUCGCAGAAAACAUUAUCGCGGGCAAUCAACUUCAUUUGUGAUAAUUGGUUAAUCGAAUCUUUCUUUGAAGCUUGUUAUGUAGAUACAAAUGUUUCUCGAUUUAUUUAAUUUGUAAAUAAAUCUAGUUUUAAUUCUUUUCGACUAAUUCAUCAAUGGAUUUUAAUUAUUUUCUUCUUUAUAUAUAUAUAUAAAAUAUAUAUAUAUAUAUAUAUAAAAUAUAGGUAUAAAUAAAAACACGUUCGUUUUAUUUUUAGUUCAGUCCGUUUCGUCUCGAUCGAUCUUGUAUUAAUUUAAGAAUUCUUUCAUCGAUGUAAAGAAAUGUAAAAAAAAGUUAUAAGAGAUACUUUCUUUUCAAUUGUUCCCCCCGUAUUAUUAGAAUAUUCGAUUUAUUUAAUUUUUAUUCCCGUUCGAAUUUAUUUUUUUGUAAUAUGAAUGAAUUUACGGAGAAAAGUCGAAUCUGACCAAUAAUAUUUGAAAUCGUUGUGUUGUUCGAUUUGACAAAUCGAAGGCUGCGAAUGUGCGAAAACGCUCGCACGUGUUUAGAAGAAGUUUAUAGCGAACUUGGGCCCCUAAAUGUUACCGAUGCUCUUCAAGCACAGUUGAUAUUACGACGAGACUGUGCAGCUUCGAAAAACUUUGAAAACGUUCGUACGCUUUCUUGAAUUUACAACAAAUAUAAUCGAGAGGAAUUGCGAUUGAAGCAAGAAUAUCCGGUUUAAAUUCAAGAACGCGAACGGCCUUUUGCUCAAAGCAAAUGUUACCAUUCUACCGAGCACAAUUUGAUCUUGUACAAAUAAUUAUUAAUUGAAAUAAUUUAAAUAAAUUGUUGUAGAUAUAAUAAUAAUUGGACAACAAUUUUUUAUUUAUUCGUCGAAGGAUUAAUAUUGUUAAGGAUUCCCUUCGCGAAUCCAAUGAUGGCCAUCGUCGCGCUGCAAUGGUCAAUUUUAAUAACAAAAUAAAAAGAAAAAAAAAGAAAGAGAAAGAGAGAGAUAGAAAGAGAGAAAAAGAGAAAUUGUUUCGAGAGGAAAAUUUUAUAGAAAAAUUUGUUAAAGUUCGGAUUUUUAAAGAGCUAUUCGUUCGUUACUGUUGCAUUGUAUAAUAAUUAUACAAGCUCAGAUUGUGCACGGCCAUCAUAACAUUUAUUAGUGACUAAAACGCGCUGUUGCAUACUCGAGAUGUUCGCUUUGUAAUUUAUUAUAUAAUAAUCGUUAAAGAAAGGGUGAAGACAAAAAAAGAAUAAGCGAGAAGAUUGUCGUGAAAGUUGUUGAUCGAGAGAAAGAGAGAGAGAGAGAGAGAGAGAGAGAGAGAGAGAGAGAGAGAGAGAGAGAGAGAGAGAGAGAGAGAGAGAGAGAGAGAGAGACAGAGAGACAGAGACAGAGAGAAUGAGAGAGAGAUUUAUCGUAACGUAGUUCUUCCUCGAACUGGUGUUAAAAAGUGGUGUUAGAAAAAAGAAAAGAAAAAAAAAAAACAAAAAAAAAAGAAAUUAAAUAUCGACAAUGUGGUGCCGGAUCAAAAUAUGGACAAGAAUGUACAUAAAUAGAUGGCGUCGCUGGCUGUGCUGUGCAAAUUGUUGAAUAGCAAUGUGAUACACACAUACAUACAAUAUAUACAUAUAUAUAUAUAUAUAUAUAUAUGUAUGUAUAUGUAUAAAUACACGAUACACACGUAUAUCGGAUGUACACCGAUACGGGGAUGCGGUAUUAUUAUCUUCUGAGAAAAGAAAAAUUGUAAAAUUGCAAAGGCCGCUAUUGCAAUGGAAACGUAAUUCCACGUUUGUUGGCGCCAUUUGCAACGCACUCGAUUGAUUCGUUAGAGGCAAAGAAUGAAUAAACGAUUGAAAUAUAUAUAAACGUUUUAACUUUGCAAUAAAAAAUCGAUGCGAAUUGAAUUGUGUUCGAAAUGCGUGCUCGAUAUCGAUAUACGUCUAACAAAUCGAACCGGCGAGGAAUCGAUCUCGGCGAGAGCAGCCAACUUCAGUCGAUAGAAAUAAAUACGACUAGGCGCGAUAGCGACUUUUGCAAUGAUGCAAUGAUUUCUUUAUACGUAUACACGCGAGCCGCGAUUAUAUGCGAAUUAUAUUUCGAUCGAAAUAUGACGUGUUUCAAGUCUUCGUUCUUGUGCUCUUUGUUCACGUCGUGUUCGUUUCAUUUUCUAUGCACAUUGUCCAGCUAUGCGAGGAAACGCGUACCGGAUGCCUGUUGUCACAUCUCGAUUCACAAUUUGUGACCACGAUUCGGAAGGGAAAUUUCGAGUUGAACGGAGUUAAGCUUAAAACAGGAAUCGUGUAAAAUGAAAAACGGCACGUGGCGCAAAUGUUUCUUCGGUAAAUUCGCUUUGAGUAAAAUAGAUAGCACACGUGUAAGUGAAACCGCGUUCCAAUUCGAGCGCAGGCCACGCACUUCGAUUUCGAUGUAUCGUUCGUUUCGAUUCGACCAAUUGAAUGCUAUCUCUACCGCGUUUAUCGCGCUGGAAUUGGAACGAAUAAAUCGGAAACGAUCUUUGUGGCGGAACGUGACUGUUAAAGCGGUUCGAUUCUCUUCAUUCGAGAAUCGAGUUCGCGUUUAAUCAGUCGACGUUGAGUGUCGACGAGGAGAACGGUUCAUUAGUCUCAAUUACUAGUUGGAAUGUCUCCCGUGGCGUGAAACAACGUCCGCGAGAGACGCGCUAAGCUUGAGCUCGUAUAGUCGCAAAACAAUCGACUUUCGAUCUAUCGCUGUAAUCACUGCCAUGUCGGCGACGCAGAGUCAGUAAACGAUGGCGAUUCGGUGUAGAGAGACUCUUCGUUGAUUUUUUUUUACGAAGCGUUUAUGCGCGUUUACGGAUUUUAUUGUAUUUUAUUGUUAUUCUUCUGCUUCGCGAUGCAUUUACUUUUAUUCCGAAUUAAAAUAUUACACUUGCGAAUUUCUAGCAAUAAUUUCUUUUUUCUUUUUUUUUUAAAUUAUUCACUUAUUUAAAUAAAGUUGCUACCACCCAAUCACCCAUCACUUUAUUCUUUGAAGCGAAUAAUAUAAUAAAGAGUAAUUAAAUUAAAGUGAGAUCAUUUUAUUAUUUCUCGAGCCGCAUCGCGAGACAGACGAAUUAUCAACGAUAACGUCGCGUUUCUUUAUUGACUGUGUCUCGCAACCGAAUUCUAUCUAAAUUCGCUCGAAACAAUUUUGUGUUUUCAGUCAGGAUAAAAAGGAUUUUUAUUUCUUUGAAUCGACUAAUAAAGCGUUUCGAGCGUUUACAAGAAACCGGUUGAGUCUUUGAAGUUGCUCGAAACGAGCUACUUUUAAGAACUAUCACGGACAUUGUACCGUGGGCAGAGCUCUAGCGCUGGUAUUAAAGAGUUGCUGGCAACUUACAAUUAGAGAAGGGACAAAUCCUUUUUCGAUUGCGUUUUUCGAUUCGUAAAUAUAUUAUGGGAUUGAAGAUACCACUAGGGAGCACUGUCCACAGAAUUUAUUUGUUUCUUGUCCGUAGGAUUACCGAUUUAAAUGAUACGUCAAGCUCGAGUGAUUCAAAAGUAUAAGAAAUGCAUAAUGAAUGAAAAUUUUGUGCAACUGAACGAUUGAUCACGUGACACGUACUUGCGCAGUGCAUAUGCGCAUAUGUACGAGCAGCAAUAUCAAUUUGCCGCGAUAAUUCAAAUGUAGCUUUUCGAUUUUCUUAUAUAUUUUAUUUUCUACGAGACAGCAUUAUUAAAUAAUGCUGAUUUUUGUAUAAAAUCUACGUAAAUCUACGCGUAAGGAUUUCUAAUAUUACGUUUUUCGAAUCAUAAGUGAAAAAUAUCUCUUGUACUGCAUUUCUUAUGCAUAUGAAUAUGCUGGAACUUGAUGUAAUCAUCAAACAGGCAUUAUUACAAUUGUGUUACGAAAUACACAGAAAAAACUUGGGAAAAUGAAAAUGAGACGCAUAUGCAUUUAACAAAAUAAAAAAAAAAAAUGAAUGAAGAAAGCGGUAAGAUAACACGCGUGAUAUGCAUAUGUGUAUCUUGAAAGAGAAAAAAAACAGGAAAGAAUUACAGAUGAUCAUGUUUAUCCUUCACCAACUAUACGCAAUAUAAAAAUUGAGUAUACAGAGCAGAGCAGCGAGAACCAUUUGUCCUAGUCCUAGUAUUCAUCACCAUAAUUUAUAACCAAUUUCAAUUUAAAUCUAAUAAAAAUGAUGUUAUAAUACCAA
This is a messenger RNA of Apis cerana (Asiatic honeybee), 23471 nucleotides long. It is a transcript of the gene E23, whose product is annotated as ABC transporter G family member E23. The record is from RefSeq and is a predicted model, not a curated record. NCBI's taxonomy places the organism in Eukaryota, Metazoa, Arthropoda, Insecta, Hymenoptera, Apidae. Gene Ontology annotation, molecular function: ATP binding; ATP hydrolysis activity; ABC-type transporter activity. Gene Ontology annotation, biological process: transmembrane transport. Gene Ontology annotation, cellular component: plasma membrane.